Camelina sativa (false flax) is the source of this 837-nucleotide messenger RNA. Lineage: Eukaryota; Viridiplantae; Streptophyta; Magnoliopsida; Brassicales; Brassicaceae. The record is from RefSeq and is a predicted model, not a curated record.
AUGAACCCCCCAAUAAACUUGCUCUUAGGUUCGAUCCCUUGUAUGAUCCGGAACAGGCUGCCAAGAGUUCUUGGACUGUUUAUCAAUGAUCUCUCCAAUCACACAUAUCCGAGGACCCGUAUUUUAAAUCAGAAUACUUUUCUCUGCUCUGGCCUUCUUCUACUCUCCGUUGAGGGUGUUAAUGGUGUGUGCGUUGCAAAUCCUAUCACAAAAAAGUUUCGAUUCUUGAAUCAACCCAAGUCAAGGUGUUUGCCUUGUCCUCUACCAACUGCUCGGCGAGACUCACUGAUGUACAUUGGGUUAGCGGUUGAUCAAACUGAUCGAAACACUCAAAGUUUUAAAGUUGUCUGCAUAUUGAACGGAUCUCUUCACUGGCUACGAAACGAUGGAAGCAUCUUUGCUUUCAACCCGGAAACAGAGCAAGCAAGACUAAUCCCGACCAGAUUCCCCAAGGAACUGAGUUCGAAAACCUUGUUCGCUGCUGACAACAAGAGCCUAACUUUUAUAUCGGCCACAGAGGAAGUGAUUUACGUUUAUUCCCUCGAGAAUAUUCUCACUGAUCCCAAGUGGGUUCUCGGGAGUCGGAUCCGGAACGGAGUGCUGGACGAAAAGAGGCUGAUUCGUUGGAACGUGGAAGCUUACGACGGCAUAUGUUUAGUGUUGAGGGAGGAGACUAAGAAUGACUACGACAACUCUAGCGCACGAAUGCUUCAUGGGUACGACUUGAGAACUAACAGCUGGGGGCUCAUGGGUUCGAUAAUAGUGUGGUGCAAUGCAAUUCUAGACUUUUUUCAGUUUGCACCGUCGUCAUCUUAUGUGAUAGGACUUCAGGAGUAA